AAUACGACCAUGGGAAGGACCGAAAACACAUUACCGAUACUAUCAUCGGAUUUUAGGAUGUGCCAAUGUUUGUGAACAAUUCCCUUAAUUUGUUCAGAGCACUUUGAAUAGCGGGUAGUUAGAACGCAAGAAUGCGUCUUUUUGCGAGACUGCAUCAUUAAUUUUACCGGCACAAAAAGAUCCCACCUUGUAUAGUGUAUUUUGUUUUGUCCACAUUUGGAAAGUUUAACGAAAUAUGUGCUUUUUCCACAACAUUUUUAGUCAUUUAGGCUACUUUAAUCGCAUAAAAAGGUUGGAUGGAAACCUGGUUAGUGUCACACAUCGGCCCUAUUAUUUAUAGAAAGACCCAUCUGUAUGCGGGCUGUCAUGACCUGUGUCCCCUAGGAAAGAGGAAGUCUAAACUGAAGACCCUGAAGAUACGUCUGUUUGGGAGGACCAAGCGAGAGACCAAAUUCAGCCAGUCUGCUAGUGAUGUCACAGAGGCAGAGGGGCUGGGCUCAGCGGAGAAUCUGUGUUCAGGCGUUUUGGGAUCACGAGCGUUGUCACAUGACAGUAUCUUCCUGCCCGACCAGGAUCUGUCUAGUCCAGAGCAGCCCAGGGUUCUAUCCCAGGAGAACGUCCAAGGCAGGAUCAAAGAACUCCAGAUGAAGCUGCUGCAGCAGAACAUGCAUCUAGGCCCGCCCCCACUGGUUCUGCCAAUGAAACAUCCCGAGGACCUGGGGGGCAGCUCAGAGGACGAUGGUCUGCCCCACAGCCCCCCCGAAAUCUCCAUAGGCAACAACAUGGCCCCCAGGGGGUUAUCUUACAAGUUCCCUGCCCCUCCCAGGCACCAUAUCUCUCUGAGUUUAGCAGGGACAGGAAGUGAGAAGGAAGUGCAGGCCUGCUCCCAACCCUCGUCCCGUCCCCUCUCCCCUGUGCCCAAACCUCGUCUUACCAACUCCGUGCCCCACACCCCAUCUGCCCCCCAAACUGCUUUCUCCCCUGCCCCCCCUGCCUUGGACUUCAUCACCCCAGCCCAGUUCACCCCCUGCCUGGAUAACUCUGCCGCCCGCCACCGCAUGUCCAUCAAACCCAGGAACCAGAGAGCCAGCGCCAAGAACAAAAGGCUGAACAUGACUGAGUCGAGACCACGCUCAGAGAGUCUCAACAACUUUGACCAACAGUUGACUGAAGAUGAGGAAGGGCCUGCCAUUACCGGGGGGAGAACACGUUUACGCUGUCACUCUACCCUGAUCCUAAAGUCGCAACAAGGGGGGUCGACCACCUCCACUGCACCCCCAGAGCUGACACCCCUAAAGUCGAGUUCCACAGAGGCUGAGGGGUCCCCCAAAAAACCCACUCUCCCCUGCAAGCUCUCCCCACAAGAGCAGCCCUAUCCUGGCGUUCCAGUUGUCUCCCCUGCCCCUGUGACCCGCCAGCUACCUGGAGCUAAACAGCCACAGCCCUCGUCUGUGACCACAGUUCAGGACCUGAGAUACACUCCACAACAACAGACCCUGAAACAGUCCCUGGGAGCCCCCAAGCCCCCAGACCCAUCCCAAACCAAGAGGGACGUCCUGAGCAAAAGUGGGGUACCGAAUUCUACCCCCAGCACCGAGGGUAGCCCCAAAGAUGAACCACUCCUUUCUGCCAGGCCCACAGCUAGCCUGACCGCAGUGGUGACUCUCAGAACGUCCUCUCUGAGGAGCAAGACAGAUGCUAGGGCUGGUGGUCAGAGUACCACACAGCCACCUGCAGGCCAGGAGGACACAGGUCAGGCAGAGCCAAUGUCCACUGGAGGAGCUCCGAAGCCAGGCUCCGGGCCCUUCCUGUUCUCCAUCAACUCAGCCAAGGGGCGAGAAACACCCAGGAUGGGAAGUGGUGGUUUCUUGGUAGUAGUGGAGCAGGCCGGGGAUGGAGCGAAGAGGGAGGAUGGGACAGAGGUAAAGUUGAACCCCUCAAACGCCAGCCAGAGGGAGCAGGAGCAGCAGAGGGGCAGGCGGGAGAGGGACAAGCCCAAAGAAGAGGAGUUGACUGCCAUCGAUAUGGGGGGGAAAGUCUCGGAAGGGGUGGAGGUGGAGGAGGAGAGCGGUGAGGGAGUGGAGGAUGCAGUGGAAGCAAAAGAGGAGACAGAGGUAGAUGGGAAAAUUGCAUUUGGCGUGAAUCUUCGCUCCAUCUCUCUCUCUCCGAGGGUAGAGGCGGAGGCAACCACCAGCCAAUCAGAUCUCAAGAUAAAGCGUCAUAGUGCGGAGGUGGGCGCUCUCCUUCUUGCCCCUUAUACUCCCUCCUCAAAACCCACCGGGCUUGAGGGGCUUCGGGACACCCCUCCAACCAGGGCUAACUCCAUGCCCAAAAAGCUCUAUACAAACAACUGGGUUUCCCCCACAACACUGUCUUCAUCCAGGGGAAGAGCUGGCUCCCUCAGAGAAGCAGAUACAGCAACCCCCGCCCAGCCUACCCCCUCACCUCUCAUUAAAGAGGCCCAAACCACCCCAGCUAGACCUAAAGAGGACCAAACCCUCCCUGUCCUACCCAUAGAAGCCCAGGCUACCACCUCAGCCCCUCAGAACCCCCUGACUGCCCCCCAUGCGGCACCCCAGGCUGCCGUAUCGUGGAUGAGCAUGGCAUGGGGGAAGACCAGGGGCCUCCAGCAGCUCUUCACCAGCAGUUUGCCCAGAGAGUUCACCGGCAUGCAGUCCCCAACUCAACCGCAGGCUCAGACCACAACACAACCUCAAUCACAGACCACAAUGCAACCCCUGACUGCUAAACUACUGGAGUCACAGAAUGCAGUGAAACCACCACAGACAGCAGCACAAGCCCCCACACAGACCACAAAACUACCAGUGACACAGACCACAACGCCACCACAGGCUCAGACCACAAAGCUACCAGUGACACAGACCACAAAACACCUGCAGACCACCAAAACACCACGGACACAGAACGGAACACAACCACAAACAAUGACACAACAAUCAACACAGAACUCAAAACCAUCAACACAGACAUCCAACCAAAUCAACACUCGAGCAGCACAACCAACCGCUACUCAACCUUUAGCCCAGUCUACACAAUGCGCCGUGUCUCAGGUGACCCCACAGUCCAGCCGACGAGCAAACCAGCCCACCCUCUGCUCCACUCCACAGACCCAAGCUCAGAUAACACUACGGAUCGCCCCAAUGGGUGCAACUUCCACUCAGCCCCCUUGGAGCGCACUAAAUCUCAACCCUAUCCCCCAGCCCAAACCAGCCUUAGCUCCAACAGCAACCCCAGUCCAACUCCUAGUGAGAGGUGAGAAGAUCCCUGGCGACCAGAGGAAUAGUGAGGGGGCGGCUGUGUCAACAGAGAAGAGGGUGGACCGGGACAGGCCAUCGACUGUGGGAGGGACGGCAGCCUUUUUGGAGAAACGGGCAGAGUGGACCCCUCCUGCUGGAAGCAAGGUAGAGCUCAGGAGAACCAAGACCCCACCUGAGUCUCAGCCCACGGCUGAAUUGGCUGCUCCUCCCAAAGCCACACCCAGUCACAGAGACGCUAAAGAUGUUAAACUCGACAGGAGGCCAGAAUCGAGCCCAACCAUAGUGGCAGGCAGACUUGCAGACCGAGAGGACAAAUGGUUGAGGAAAAACAUGCCAACUUCAUUGUCUCCUUCAUCAUCACCUUCGUCAUCAUCUCCCUUGCAGACCAUUUCUGACAGCGGGGGUCAGCCAUCUUGGAUGGAACUGGCCAAGAGGAAGUCAAUGGCCUGGAAUGACAAGACCAUGGACUGAUAGAAUAAGAAAGGAAGGAAGGAGGGGGAGUGUCAGGGGAUAUGUACUGUGUAUAUAUAGAGAGAUAAAAAGAGAGAAGGGGGAGUUCCUUAUUUGAAUGCACUUAUUGCUAAUUGCUCUGUACAAGAGCUCCAUUGUAAGUUGUGAGAGUGACAGAGGGAGAGGAACAUCAACAAUGGUAGUGAUGGGAAUGUAUAGAGACUGAAGGACAAAGUGAGAUGUUGAGUUCAUUGAAGUGGAAUUUAAUUGACCUUGGAAGCAACAACUAUUGGCAAAACAUGCUUCCCUUGAAUGUACAGACGUGCUGUGUUUGCAAAACAAUGUUUGUAUUUCAUGUUUCUUGUAUGGGAUAACUAUGAAGCUGAUUGGUUUCCUGUCAAUAAAUUCUUAUGUUUUGA
Oncorhynchus mykiss (rainbow trout) is the source of this 4147-nucleotide messenger RNA. NCBI's taxonomy places the organism in Eukaryota, Metazoa, Chordata, Actinopteri, Salmoniformes, Salmonidae. The record is from RefSeq and is a predicted model, not a curated record.